AUGUCUGACUACGCCUCUACACCCUCGCGUCCCGGGUCACCUGUUGGGGAGCUCCCUACAUUUACUGCAUCUCGCUCCUACAGGUUCAACUACGAAUCAAGACGACCUGGCCCGGGAAGUGUCUCUGAGACAACAGAAGGAAGAGGAGGAGACUACCUAGGGGCAAGUGCACCGUACGACCUCUUUCACAAUGCGUCGGCGACUUCCCUUGGUUCCCUUCCGCCGGAAUGGAGCAGCACGCGACAUGGUUUUAACGCCAUCUCGACCGUGGUCAACAACCCGCACAAGAAAUCUGCACCCCCCAAGGCGCACUCCGGUCUCCCAGCGGUGCCCCCUGCGGACCUUCCACGCGUCCGCAGGAAGGACUUCGACUCUUACCUCCGCGCCAUCACACCGGAAUGGGAACGCUUCCUCCAAAAUGCGGAACAGGGUCGGGACGGCGCCGCGCGAAUCGACGACGAUACACGGUCAUCAACUGUAGCGACAAUGGAGGUGCCCAUGACGCCGAGGACGCCUCGCCCACCGCCCGGAAAGGCGAUGCCCCCGUUGGAGACCGUGCCAACCGUGUUCUUCGAACGCGAGUUCAACCUAGGAGACCCGCGGACAUUUAACGUGGUGACUGAGCAGGACGACGACGACGAGUACUCGGACCCCUCUUCCCUCGCCCAGUCCCUGCCGCUGCUGGAGAAGCUCUCCCACUAUGCGGACACCAUCGAGCAGCACCUCAUCCGCGAAAUCUCCGUUCGCUCGACCUCGUUCUUCGCCGCCUUAUCGAACCUACAAGACUUGCAGACGGAGUCGGAGCAAUGUUUGGACCGGAUAUCUCAGCUUCGCGGCCUCCUCAAAGACGUCGACGAAAACGGCGCCAAGCGAGGGCUGCAGAUCGUGCGGAAGGAGGUUAAGAUGAGAAAUCUGGGCACGGUGAAGGACAGCGUCCGGUAUGUGGGCAACGUCAUGGAAAUGUCCGGGAUUGCGAGGAGUCUGGUCGGUGCAGGCCAGUGGAGGGAGGCCCUGGACAUGAUCGAGGAGCUCGAGAAGCUUUGGACACUGGAGAAAUCCAAGGCGAUGGAACCAGCACCUCCAAUACCUCCAAAGAACGGCCGCUCGUCACCCCUCCCCACUGUCGAGGAGUCGCCUCCCGCCUCUCCCUCGCCGGCGGCGCCUCCUCCCGCCCCCUCAAUACCACUGUCCUCACUCAAAGCGUUCUCUGCGCUGCCGGAACACCUGCGGACACUCACCAUGGAGAUCACGACAUCACUCACGUCCGAGUUUGUAACCCUCCUUCGACAUGACCUUCUGGAACGUAUAGACACGAACCAGGAUAUGUGGUCCGAAGCACGACGGCAAGAGUUCAACGCUUCGCUCCGGGAUCGUCUUCGGCCGUCGCUCCAGUCAUUGGUGCGCACGAAGGGCAUCCUCGAGGCGACGCUGAAUUGGCGAGACAUUGUCAUGACGGAAGUGCGCGGCGUUAUCAAACGGCGGACACCACUGCUCGAAGCAGAUGAUGACGACGCGGCGCUGUUCCAGUCUCCUGCUGCCACAGAGCUGCGUGCAAUGGAGCAUGGGACAUUCAUCGACCUUAUACGUUCCGUAUAUAAGGGCCUUUUGAACUCCAUUGAAGGCUUGCAUCGACAAGGCGCGAUCAUCAUUGAGGUCAUCCAGAGCAUUCAAUCUCCGAGAGCACCAGUGGAUAUCACUGCACUCCAAGAGGAGCUCUCGGACAUUCUAUCCUCUGCAGCCGAGCUUGCGAACGCACGCGCGUCAAAGGUCAUCAGCAUUCGCGCCGAGCAGCAUACUGCUUUGGACCUUCCAAGUUUCUGCGCCUUGUUCAACGAGUCGUGGGAGUUUGUCGUCAAGUCAGAAACGAUUUGCAGGCGCAUGAUUGUUGGACUUCGAGGCACAAUUGUCAGCCAGGCGAAGACGUUCUUGCAACAUUUCCAUCAAACUCAGCUCAACCUGUGCGCGAAACUGGUGGAAGACGAGCAGUGGAAUGCGGCAGAAGUCGCCCCCUCUGUCCAACGUUCAGUUGACAUCGUCGUUGACGCCUCCAUUUCGACCCUCCCGAACUUCCACUCAACCGCCCUCCCCCAAACACCCUUUCGCCCCUUCCUCCAAACUCCCCGCCACCCACUUCCCCUAAUUUCGCCCUCAACGGCCAACCACGUCCCUCCUGCCCGCCGACGUUCAGCAAACGCCCCAACGAAGCACCUACGUGUCGAGGAUCGGGCCUACUUCGCGGUCGGCGCGACGCUGGACGUACUUGUGCUCCUCGUCGACUACCUCCGUGUGAUCACGAACCUGCCGCUGCUCACGACGGACACGAUGGCGCGGAUCAUCGAGUUGCUCAAGAGCUUCAACUCGCGCACGUGUCAAGUCGUGCUUGGAGCGGGGGCGAUGCGCUCUGCGGGGCUCAAGAACAUCACGGCGAAGCACCUUGCGCUCGCAUCGCAGUCGCUGGCGAUCAUGAUCUCUCUCAUUCCGUAUGUCCGAGAAACGUUCCGUCGUCACCUGAGCCAAAAGCAAGCGGUCAUGCUAAUCGAGUUCGACAAGCUCAAGCGGGAUUACCAAGAGCACCAGAACGAGAUUCACGCGAAGCUGAUUGCGAUCAUGGGCGACCGCCUGACUGCGCACAUUCGUACACUCCAGGCCGUCAAGUGGGAUGUGCCCAAGGAAGGCGUCAACGAGUACAUGGAGGUGCUGAUCAAGGAGACCGUCACUUUGCACAAAGUGCUGUCGCGGUAUCUGCCUGCUUCGGUCGUGGAGUACGUCAUGACCCAGGUGUUUGCUGCCCUCAAUCACCGAUUGUCUGAGGAGUACACCAAAAUCGAGCUGCCGUCGAUGGAAGCGAAGGGGAGGAUGCUCGCGGAUGCUCGUUACCUCCAGGAAAAGCUCACAGGCCUCAAGAACGUCACUGCGCCAACCGCCAUGCUCGAGACCAUCGUCUCUGAGAAGUCCGUCGUCGUCCGCCAACCCGCGCCGGCACCCCAGCAGCCUGCCCAGCCGACAGUCCCUCAGCCGCAAAGCCGGUUCAAGGGCAUGCUCGCCCGCGCCGGCACGCUCAACGGCCGCAAACCGAGCCUGCCCCGCGACGCCCGUCAUCGUCGAGAAGGCGCUCCCGCCCACCUUUGCGCACUCGCCGUCCCCCGGGUUCACGCCGUCCCCGGACCCGCUCUCGCGGCAGGCACACCGGUGCCAGCGGUGGACCCGAUGGGCGACAACGCCCCUCGCCCGCGCCUCCCACCUCAGCCCCAGCACCAGCCCCAGACACAGCCGAGCGUGGCCAUUCCGGAGAAGCCGCUCGUCGCGGAGCCGGAGGGUGGAGACGAGGUGCCGCCGCCGACGCCGCCGAAGGGCUUCGGACCGUCCGCGAACGACGCCCUGCUGCCGCUGCCCGCGCCAGCGGCCAACGGCGACGCGGGUGAGAAGACGGAGGCUGCGCUGCCACCGCCCCCGUGA
Messenger RNA from Epithele typhae, 3456 nucleotides. RefSeq names its product Vps54-like protein-domain-containing protein. Gene Ontology annotation, cellular component: GARP complex. The record is from RefSeq and is a predicted model, not a curated record. The transcript is spliced from 13 exons. NCBI's taxonomy places the organism in Eukaryota, Fungi, Basidiomycota, Agaricomycetes, Polyporales, Epitheliaceae. Gene Ontology annotation, molecular function: syntaxin binding. Gene Ontology annotation, biological process: retrograde transport, endosome to Golgi; Golgi to vacuole transport. The coding region runs from base 1 to 3456 and encodes 1151 amino acids.